Arvicanthis niloticus (Nile rat) is the source of this 2036-nucleotide messenger RNA. RefSeq names its product solute carrier family 28 member 2 (gene Slc28a2). The record is from RefSeq and is a predicted model, not a curated record. Lineage: Eukaryota; Metazoa; Chordata; Mammalia; Rodentia; Muridae. Gene Ontology annotation, molecular function: nucleoside:sodium symporter activity; purine nucleoside transmembrane transporter activity. Gene Ontology annotation, cellular component: plasma membrane. Gene Ontology annotation, biological process: nucleoside transmembrane transport; retina homeostasis.
AUGGAGAAACCAGAGGGAAGAAAGUCUGUUUCCCAGGCCACAGCGGAGAAUGGCAUGGAGAACCCAGGGCUGGAACUCAUGGAAGUUGGAAAUCUCCAGCAAGGCAAAAUACUGGAGGAAGUGACACAGGGACACAGCCUGGAAGAUGGCUUGGGGCAUUCCUCUCUCUGGAGGAGGAUUCUUCAGCCUUUCACCAAGGCGAGAAGUUUCUUUGAAAGACAUGCUGGUUUAUUCAAAAAGAUCCUGCUUGGUCUCUUGUGUUUAGCUUACGCUGCCUACUUCCUGGCAGCUUGCAUCCUGAACUUCCAGAGGGCGCUGGCCUUGUUUGUCAUCACCUGUCUUGUGAUCUUCAUCCUGGCUUGCCACUUUCUGAAAAAAUUCUUUGCUAAAAAAUUAAUAAGAUGCUUGAAGCCCUUGAAAAACACCCGCCUGAGACUUUGGGUAAAGUGGGUGUUCAUGGGAGCUUCUGUUGUUGGCCUUAUCCUAUGGCUGGCUCUCGACACAGCUCAAAGGCCAGAGCAGCUAAUCUCCUUCGCAGGGAUCUGUAUGUUCAUCCUUAUCCUCUUUGCCUGCUCCAAACAUCACAGUGCGGUGUGCUGGAGGACAGUGUUUUGGGGCCUUGGCCUCCAGUUCGUCUUUGGGAUUUUGGUCAUCAGAACUGAACCUGGAUUUAAUGCAUUUCAAUGGCUGGGAGAUCAGAUCCAGAUUUUCCUGGCUUAUACUGUGGAAGGAUCCAGUUUUGUUUUUGGUGAUACACUGGUCCAAAGUGUUUUUGCUUUCCAGUCUCUGCCAAUCAUUAUUUUCUUUGGAUGCGUGAUGUCUAUUCUCUACUACCUGGGCCUUGUGCAGUGGGUGAUUCAGAAGAUUGCCUGGUUCCUGCAAAUCACCAUGGGUACCACUGCUGCAGAGACUCUGGCUGUGGCAGGAAACAUCUUUGUGGGGAUGACAGAGGCACCUCUUCUCAUCCGUCCCUACCUUGCAGACAUGACCAUGUCUGAAAUCCAUGCAGUGAUGACUGGAGGCUUUGCUACCAUAGCAGGCACGGUGUUGGGAGCCUUCAUAUCCUUUGGGAUUGAUGCAUCGUCCUUGAUCUCUGCCUCAGUGAUGGCUGCCCCUUGUGCACUUGCCUUGUCCAAACUGGUAUAUCCAGAAGUAGAAGAGUCCAAGUUCAAGAGCAAGGAGGGAGUGAAGCUGCCUCGAGGGGAAGAGAGGAAUAUCCUAGAAGCUGCGAGCAAUGGAGCCACAGAUGCCAUAGGCCUUGUUGCUAACGUGGCAGCCAACCUGAUUGCCUUUCUGGCUGUAUUGGCCUUCGUCAAUGCUACCCUCUCCUGGCUGGGGGAAAUGGUGGAUAUCCAUGGACUCACUUUCCAGGUCAUCUGCUCCUAUGUCCUAAGGCCCAUGGUUUUCAUGAUGGGUGUACAGUGGGCAGACUGCCCACUGGUGGCUGAGAUAGUGGGAGUCAAAUUCUUCAUAAAUGAAUUUGUGGCCUAUCAACAACUGUCUCAGUUCAAGAACAAACGUCUCUCUGGAGUAGAAGAGUGGAUCAAUGGCGAGAAACAGUGGAUUUCUGUGAAAGCUGAAAUCAUUGCAACAUUUUCCCUCUGUGGAUUUGCCAAUCUUAGUUCCAUAGGAAUCACACUGGGAGGCUUGACAUCCAUGAUACCUCAACGGAAGAGUGACUUGUGCAAGAUUGUGGUCAGGGCCCUCUUUACAGGUGCCUGUGUUUCCUUUAUCAGUGCCUGUAUGGCAGGAAUCCUCUAUGUUCCCAGAGGUGCUGAAACUGACUGUGUCUCAUUCUUAAACACAAAUUUCACCAACAGAACCUAUGAGACAUAUGUGUGCUGCAGAGAGCUUUUCCAGAGUACUUGGCUGAACGGCACCAACAUGCCUUCUUUCUCAGGCCCCUGGCAAGACAAGGAUUCCAGCCUCAGGAGUCUUGCCAACUGCUGUGACCUCUAUACCAGCACUGUGUGUGCAUGAGCCUGGUGGGGCCAUUCCAUGACAGUUCUUAUAGAACAGAUUUUCAUGUACUCAAG